Messenger RNA from Meloidogyne enterolobii, 425 nucleotides. The record is from the annotation of a GenBank genome assembly. NCBI's taxonomy places the organism in Eukaryota, Metazoa, Nematoda, Chromadorea, Rhabditida, Meloidogynidae.
UAAUUCCAAUGCGACGACCACAAACGCAGCAAACGUCUUCAACACAAAACAACAAAUCCUUGGAAAGAAAGGUUCAACUAACUAUGGCAAACUUAAAAGCGUCAGAAAGUUUACUUCCAAAAUCGUUGUUGGACCGUGAUUCGAAGCUUGUUCCAAACAAUGUUGCUGCAAAAACGUUUAAGCAUGGGCGUACUCUUCAUAAUGUUUUCUGUUGUAAUGAUCUUUCUCCCAAAAAAGUCAAUAAAGUUCCAACAACCUCCUCAACAAGAGAUAGAGGACGUAUUCCAUUUUAUCGAAAUGUUAACCGCAGUGCUAAUAGUACUAACAAUUCUGUGAGUUUAUCAACAACAAAAAAUUCGUCUCAAGUAAAAGAAGCUGCAACAAUUGGACCUAAAAGGAAGAUUGAAUUUUCUAAAGGUUUUUAA